Molecule: messenger RNA, 12519 nt
Organism: Chlamydomonas reinhardtii
Lineage: Eukaryota; Viridiplantae; Chlorophyta; Chlorophyceae; Chlamydomonadales; Chlamydomonadaceae
Exons: 25
Coding region: 46-12309 (4087 amino acids)
Biological process (GO): protein K11-linked ubiquitination; anaphase-promoting complex-dependent catabolic process; metaphase/anaphase transition of mitotic cell cycle
Cellular component (GO): anaphase-promoting complex
Molecular function (GO): molecular adaptor activity
Source: RefSeq, a predicted model, not a curated record
AUAAUUUCCCGCCAGAUGGCCCGCAGCGUGUAGGCUCCUCGCAGAAUGGCCGGGCUUGGGUCUCGUGCCGCUGCUAUCCUUUCGGAGGAGCCAUUUGGAGUGAAGCUCCUCCGCCGGGAGUAUGAGCGCAAGGCGGGCGGGCGCUUUAAGCGGAGCGACGGCCCCGGCUGCGCGCUGCCGCCCGGCGCCAUCCAGCUGUAUGUGCGCGAGGGCGCCGCACCGCCCGGCGGCGACUGCUGCGUGGAGGAGGUGGCGGUGCUAGGCAGGCGUGUGGCCUGGACAUGCGGCCACCGCGUGCGCAAGCUGUUCACACUGGGAUUCGAGGUGCUGCAGGCCACGUGGGCGCUGUUCCCGGGCUACGGUCGCGGCGAGCCCGUGCUGUGCCUGCUGGGGUCCGCCGGGCUGCUGGCCACGUGCGCGGCGGGCGGCGAGCUGCAGGAGUGCGCGGUGCCGCCGGGGCUGGAGGCGCUGUGGCCGGCGGGCGAGGCGGGGCUGCUGCUGGGGGGCGCCGCCGCCUCCACGCUGUACCUGCUGUCCCACCCGCUGGACGAGCCGGCGCCGGUGGUGGCUGACGUGGCGGCGCGCUACGGCGGGCGGCCCGGCGGCGGCAGCUACGCGGGCUGGGCGGGCGAGGCGGUGGUGUGGAGCAGCCACGACCUGCCGUACCUGGCCACUUACAGCGAGGCGGCUGGGCGUCUGGCUGUGUGGGCUGUGGGCCGCGCGGCCCUGGCUCCCGAGCUGCUGGGGGACCUACCCGACAUGCCCGCGGCCACUCCCCUGCCGCCGGGCGCCAUGGCGGGGCCGGGCGGAGCCGGGCCCCACAUGCCCGUCGCCGGCGCCGGUGUUGGUGUUGGUGUUGGAGCUGGUUUUGGCGCCGGUGUUGGUGCUGGUGUUAGUGCUGGGGUGGCAGGUGGAGGUCGCAGUGAUGGGGUUGCAGGAGGAGGGUUGGGCGGCGGCGGUUUCGGCGGCGUGGCGGCGGCGCUGGGCGCGCCGCCGCCCAGCGCUGUGGCUCCGGGCACGGCGACGUCGGGCAUGUCGCUCGCCACGCCGCUCAGCAUGUUCAGCUUCCAACCCCACGGCGGCGGCGGCGGCGGCGGCGGUGGCGGCGCUAUGGGGAAGGGUGGUGUUGGUGCCCCCGGCGGCGCUGGCGGCAAUGCCGGGACUGCUGGCGGGAUGGCGGGCGGCGCGGGCGGCGGCGGCGGCGCGUCGUUCGGGUUCGGCGCCGUGCGGGGCCAAUCCAUGGCGGCGCCGUCGCCGGCGGCGCCGCCCAGCGCUGCGCCGUCGGACAUGUCCAUGGCCUUCACGCCCAUGCACGGCGGCGGCCCGCCGCCGUCGGCGGCGGCGGCGGCGCUGUAUGCCGGCUUUCCGCCGCCGGCGGAGCAGCAGACGCCGGCGAGCGCGGCGCCGUCGGACAUGUCCCUCAUGGACAUCACACCGAUGCCGCCGCCGCCGCCGCCGCCACAGCUGCAUGGAGUGGGUGGCGGCGUGGGCGGCGCCGCCGCCGCCGCCAGUGCUUCGCCCUACCUGCCGCCCAGCGCCGCGCCUUCCGACAUGUCCAUGGCCAUGACGCCGGCGCCAGGGGCCGCCGCCAUGCCGGCGCCGGCGCCGGGGCCGGGCUCGCAGCAGGCGCGCUUCCCCGCCUUCCCCACGCCACAGCACCAGCAGCAGCACCAGCACCAACAGCAGCAGCACCAGCAGCCGUCGCCGGCGGCGCCGCCCAGUGCCGCGCCCUCGGCCAUGUCCCUCAUGACCUCGAGCAUGUCGUUGGCGUCGCAACAGGCCACGCCCGCGUCCGCGACGCUGGCGGCGGCGCCGCCGCCGCCGCCGGGCGGCGCGGCCGGCGCGCGGCGCAGCUUUGGCGGCGGCGCCGGUGGCUGGGCAGGCUUCGGCGUGGGUGCCGCAGGCGCCGCUGGCGGCGGCGGUGGGUACAUGUCUCCGUACGUCGGCGCGGUGGCUGGCACGCCUGUGGGUGGCGGCGGCGGUGGCGGCGGCGCGGCGGGCUGGGCGUCGCCGGCGCCGGUGGGCCUGGGCGGCGCGGCCGUGCCCGGUUCGGCUCUGAAGCGGGCCCCCGCGACGCGCACUCCCGACGGCUUCCUCUCGCCGCACCUCUUCAACCCCACGCCGCGCGCCGCGGCGGUCGCAGCAGCCCACGCCGCCGCCGCCGCCGCCCCGAGCCCAGGCGGCUUUGGCUACCACGCCGCCGGCGGCCGAGACGCUGGCGGCAGGCCGCCGCGUCACCCGGGUACACCGGCGCAGCUUUUCGCUGGCGACGGCGCGGGCGCGGCGGCCGGCGGCGGCGGCGGCGGCGGCGUUGCCGCCAGCACGCCGGGCUUGCUGGGCGGGGUGGCGGGCGGGCGGCGCGGCAGCCGUACGCACGUGACGGCGGCGUCGCGGCCGCCGGCUGUGGGCGGCUCGGGCGGGGAGUGCCGCGUGAUGGUGCUGCUGCAUGAGGAGCCGCUGCCGCCGGGCGUGCGGCCCACGGAGGCUGUCAUGGCCACUGACCUGGCAGGGGCGCCGCUGCUGUGCGUGCUGUGCGUGCUGUGCGGCGGCGCCGCCCGCGUGCUGGGCUUCUCCAUCACCACCGCCGCCCCGGGCUCCGCCGCCGGCUCGCCCGCCGCCGCCGGUAGCGCCGCCGCCGGCGCCAAGGCGCAGAAGGGUCAGGCGAGGGAGCACACGCCGUACGCAGCAACAGCUGCGGCGGGCGGCGACGGCGGCGGCGCGGCGGCGGCGGCGGCGGCGGCGGCUCAGACGGCGCGUGUGAAGCUGGUGGGCAGAAUUGAGGCGACCGCGAUUGCGGCUGUAGCAGCCACCGGGCUGCAUAUCCUCGACGGCAGUAGCAGCAGCGGCGGCGCCGUCAGCAACGGCGCCGGCAGCGAUGAAGGCGGUGGCAGUAGCAGCGGCGGCUCGCUGCUACAGCCGCGGCUGCACCGCGACCUUCUGGCGCUACUGCCGUCGGGGGAGCUGGUGGUGCACCGGGGCCUGGCGCCGCUUUUUGCCGUUGCCAUCGCCCCGAGCGCGCCCCCGCCACAACCAGCACCGCAGCAGGCGCCACAGCAGGCGCAGCAGCAGGCGAGCGCCCAAGCGCCGCCGCUUUCGGCACUGCGCGUUGGGACCGGCCCUGCCGCCGCCGGUAUCAGAGGCGCCGACGCUAGCGGCGCCGCCGCCGGAGGCGCCGCAGCCGUGGAGGACCCCUCCACUCCCACCGCCUCGGACGGCGGCACCGACAUGCUGCUUGACGACGGCUGCUCCGACAUGGACGAGGGGAACAGCGACGAAGAGGUGGCGGCCAGGCCUGGUGCCGGCGUUGGCGGCCACAGCCGCGGCGCCUCGGCCCGCCGCAGCGCCGGCGGCGCCCGGCGGCAGCGCGCCGGCGGCGCCGCCGCUGGCGCCACCGCGGCGGCGGCGGCUGCGGUGGCGGCGGCGGCACCGAUGAGUGAGGAGGGGGAUGACAUGAUGCUCAUCUCAUCGCCGCCGUCGUACAUGGCCAGUGCCGGCGGCGCCGCCGCCUCGACGCCGGGAUCCGCCACUGCGGCGUGGGCCGCGGCCGCCGCCGGCGCCGGCGCUGCGCCCGCGCCAGGUGCCACUGGUCCGCCAGCGGCUACUGCUGCUACUGCUACUGCUACUGCUACUGCUGCUACUGCUGCGGCUGCUACUGCUGCGGCUGCGGCGGCUCUGGUGCCGGCGCCGCCGAAGCUGGUGGGGUUGCGCCGCGGCGUCGGCAACACAGUGGUCGCGCUGCUGCCGCCGCCAGCAGCCGACGCGGUGGUGGCAGCACCAAUGGCAUCCACAGGUGCAGCGGCAGCGCCGCCGCCCCGCUGCAAGCCGCGGCGGAGCCUGGCGGGCGCUGAGCUCCUUCCGGCGGCGCCCGCUGCGCCGCCGCCGGCGCCGCCGGCCGUUGAGCUGCGGCUGCUGCUGCCCUUCGCAACUGUCUCACGCCUGACGGCGGCGGCGCUGGAGGCGGUGCGGGCGGCGGCGCCGGCGGCGGCGUACCUGACCUUCCUGCGCCGCUUCUACGCCGCACGGCCCGCCGCCACCGCGCGCGCCGCCAGCGAGUGGGCCAUCUUCGACUCGGUCCUGUCCGAGUGGGCCGCCGACCCAGAGGCCUUCUCCCUCGGCGGCGCGUCGACAGCGGCUACAGCCGCCGCGGCCGGCGGCGCGCCUGCCGGCGCUGGUGCCAGUGGUGCUACUGCCGCCGCUGGUGCUGGCGCGGGUGCUACAGCCAGCGCCGCCGGGCCCGACCCGCUGACUCCCUUCUCCACGCCACUGCACACGCGGCGCUUCGCAGCCAUGUCGCUUGCGUCGCCGGCGCCGCCGCAACAGCCGCCGCAGUCGGCGGCGGCGGGCGCGGCGGCGGCGGCGGCGGCGGCUGGUGGUGCGCCCGGCAGUGGCGGCGGCGGCGGCGGCGGCGGCGGCGGGUCGGCAUGGGAGCGGCUCCUGGCGUCCGAGACGCAGGCGCGGCUGCUGGCGGGCGGUGGUGGCGGCGGCGGCUUGCGGCGGCGGCUGGGCUGGAUGUCGCUCAAGCCGCCGGUCGCUGCUGCCGCCGCCGGCAGCGCUGCCGCCACUGCGCCCGCCGCCACGGGGCCCGCCGCCACCGCCGCCGCUGCCGCCGCCAGCCUGCCCAUCGCCAACCUGCAGGCGCUCUUUGGAGACGGCCCUGCCAGUUACGACCCGGCGGCGGCGCCGCCAGCCGCCGCCGCCGCCGCCGCCAGGCCGCUGGGCGCCGCCGCCGCGCCGCUGCUGUCCGUGCUGUACGGCCUGCACGGGCUGUACGAGGAGCUUAAACUGGACGUGCUGACGUGGCCCAGCCUUGCGCCGCUGGGCGCCUGUUUGGGCAACCUGGCGGCGGCGCUAGGCCUGCACACCUACUGGGAGCACUACGCACGGGACCUGGGGCCGGCGGCGCUGGCGGCGGCGGGCGCGGCGGAGCCGCCGCUCAAGGCGCCGCCCGGGCUGGCGGUGCGGCCGCCGUCAGACGUGUACAGGCUGCUGUCGCGCCUGCUCAAUGGCACGGCACCCGAGCCGCACGAGCUGCCCUCCCUGCUGGAGCCCACGGCGCUUGCCGCCACCACCUCCACCACCUCCACCACAUCCGCCACGCUCGCCUCCUUCCCCGCCGGCGGCGGUCUGGGUGGCGGUGGCCUGGGCGGCGGCGGUCUGGGCGGCGGUGGCCUGGGCUGCGGGCGUGUGCGGCACCCGGUGCUGCCGCUCACGUCGCGGCUGCUGGCCUGCUAUGGACUGCUGUGCGAGUGCGCCAGGAGCUGUGCCAGCAUCAUGCUUGAGGCCUCACUGCAGUCGCUGUCCGCCGCCGCCGCCGCCGCCGCCACCGCGACCGCAUCAUCCGCCACCACAGCCGACAGCGCCGCCGCCGCGCCGCGGCUGGAGGCGGCUGUGCGCGCCGCCUCCGAGGCGGUGGUGGCGGCGGUGGCGGCGCAGGGCUGGGACGCGGGCUCGCUGGGUCGCCUGCCCCCCGGGGUGGCGCUGCCGCUGAGGGAGGCGUUCCAGCGCUGCCGCGCCGCGCCGCCGGCAGGCUGGCCGGUACAGGCGUACGCACUGAUCGGGCGCGAGGACAUCGCCGCAACCCUGGCCCCCUCCGGCCUCACCACAGGCAUCCCCACCAUCGCCGCCGCCGCCGCCUCCGACCAGCGCCACCAUCAGCAGCAGCGCGAGAAGGAUGCCGCCGCCGCCGCUGCCGUGGCGGCCGCCGCCGCCAGCUGCGUCAGCGCCGCCGCCGCUGGCGGCGGCGGCGGCAGCGGCGGCGCAGGGCCGGGACCGCAGCCGUCGCAGCUGUCGGCGGCGGCGCUUGCGCAGCUGGCGGCGGCGCACACGGCAGCUGGCGGCGGCGCGCCCAGCUUUGCGGCGCUGCUGGCGCAGAUUCCGGGUCUAGGCGGCGCCGGCGCGACGCCGUACUCCACGCUCGCCCCAGGGGCGCAGUCGCAGUCACUUUUCACGCCGCGGCAUGGCGGCGGCGCCGCCGCAAUGACGGAUUCGGGACCCAACAGCGCCAACGCCGGCUCGGCGGCGGCGGCGGCGGCGGCGGCCGCCGCCGCUGCAGGUGCGCUGGGCGCCAGCCCUGCCGCCUCGCUCUUCUCCUUCCACCCGCCGGGCAGCUUCGGCUCCCUUGCAGCCGUCACGCCCGCCACCGCCCCAGGCGGCGCCGCAGCCGCAGCCGCUGCCGGCGCGCCGUACUCCCGUCGUACGCCCAUGUCGUACAUCCCGUACGGCCGCGCCAGUGUCGGCGGCACGCCCGGCAUUGGCAUGCUCACGCCCGCGGCGGCGACGGCCGCCGCCGCAGGCGGCGGCGGCGGCGGAGCCGCCGGCGCCCUGAUGCCGGCGGCGGCGCAGCCGCCGCCGGCCUCGCGGCGGCUGGCGCCGCCUGCGCCGCCGCCGCGGCCGCCGCCGUCUCACUGGUGGUACCUGUGGCGGCCGCCGUACACUGCCCGGCUGCAGCUGCCCAGCCACCAGCUAGACCUGGGGGCGGAGCUGGAGGCGCCGAGGCGGCUGGAGGGCGCCGCCAAGCAGUUUGAGAGCAAGCACGGCAUGGAGGGCCUCACGCGGGGCGUGUCUCGGCUGCGUUUCGGUCGCGACGGGCGGCUGCGUGACGUCAUCUCGGCCCUGGACAGCUCCCACCCGCUGCUGCUUGACGGACUGGGGCUGCACGAGUCCGACCCCGAGGCGCCCGCCAAGCAGCAGCAGCAGCUGCUGGCGGCGGCGCUGCGGACCAUGUCGCUGCCGCUGGGGCGAGGCGCGGUGGCGCUGGCCACGGGCCGGCCGCUGCCCACCGAGCCCACCGCCUCCGUGCCCAGCAUGUGUCUGGCGGGUCUGGUCCCAGACCAGCUGUCCGGCCACACCGUGGUCAACCUGGACCUGUCCACAGCGCAGCCGGCGCCGGGCGGCGGCGCGGCGGCGGACUUCACGGCCUGGCCCGAGUUCCACAACGGAGCGGCGGAGGGGCUGCGGCUCAGCGCGGCGCCCGGCGAGGGCCUCACACGCACCUGGCUGCAGGUGGCCACCAAGCCCGACGUGCCCUCCUACACGCACGCCGGCCUGCUCAUGGCGCUGGGACUGACGGGGCAGCUGGACAGGCUGUCCUGGACGGACCUGUACAGGUACCUGUCUGACGAGCACGACCCCACCACCAUCGCCGUGCUGGUGGGCAUGGCGGCGCAGCGGCGCGGCAGCAUGGACGCCGUGGUCACACGCAUGCUGUUCCUGCACCUGCCCGCGCGCCACCCCACAUCCUUCCCAGAGCUGGAGCUGUCGCCGCUGGUGCAGGCUGCGGCGCUGAUGGGUGUGGGUCUGUUGUACGAGGGCUCCGCACAUCGCGUAAUGGCGGAGACCCUGGUGGAGGAGAUCGGCCGAAGGCCGCUCUCGCCAGCAGCCGCAGCCGCCUUCGCCGCAGGCGGCACCGGCGGAGCCGGAGGCGCCGGAGGCGCCGGUGGCGGCGGCGGCGGCGCCGGCGGACUGCUCGGCGGCGGCGGCGGCGCCGGUGGCGGCGGCGGCGCGCUGCCGCCGGGGGCGUCGCCGCUGGCUGUGACGCACGACCGGGAGGGGUAUGCGCUGGCGGCGGGGUUCGCGCUGGGUAUGGUGACGCUGGGGCUGGGCGGCAGCAGGGCGGCGGCGGGCCUGGCGGACCUGCAGCUGGAGGAGCGGCUCACGUACUAUAUGCUGGGCAGCACGGACGCCUCUGCGGCGGCGCGGCGCGCCGGCGGCAUGUUUGGCGGCGGCGGCGCGGGCGGUGGCGGCGGCGGCGGCUUCGGCCUAGACCGCGUGUUUGGCCGCAACGGUGGCGGCGCCGGUGCCAAGCUGGGGCACGCGCCGGGGCUGUGGGGCGGCGAUGGCGCCGGUCCCGCGGCGCUCAGCGCGCCCGCCGGUGGCCGCGGCGGCGAGGGCGGCGCGGGCGGCGGCGGCGGCAACGGGCAAGGCGUUGCACUGGUCGUCUUGGAGCCGGACAACUCGCUCAACGUGUCCAUCACCUCCCCCGCCGCCACCGUGGCGCUGGCACUCAUGUACCUGCGCACACACAACGCCGCUGUGGCCGCGCGCUUCGCGCUGCCAGCCACGCCCUACGACCUGGACGCCACGAGGCCCGACGUCAUCACGCUGCGGGCGCUGGGCGGCGCGCUGGUAAUGUGGGACGCGGUGCAGCCCAGUGCGGCGUGGCUGCAGGCUGCCAUGCCGCCGCUGUUCCGGGGCCCGCUCGACCAGCUCAUCGACCGCGUGGUCCAGCACCUACACGCCGCGCCCUCCGCCGCCGCCGCCGCGGCCGGAGGCCCCGCCGGCCGCCGCGGCCGCACCGCCUCCUCCGCUCCCGGCGACGUCCACGCCGUCGCCCUGGCCCACGUCUCCGCCCUGGCCGGCCUGUGCCUGGCCAUUGGGCUCAAAUACGCCGGCAGUGCCAACGCCGCUGCCUACGACACCCUGCGUGGCGUGGCGCUGUCGCUGCUCGCCGCGAAGCGGCGGGUGCCGGAGGUAGCGCCGUCGUCGACGGCGGGCGGCGGCGCGGCGGUGGUGACGGGCGCGGGGCAGGUGGCGGGCGGCGGCGCGGCGGCGGUGGGGCGGCUGGACCGGGCGCCGCUGGAGGCCGCGCUGAGUGUGGUGGUGCUGGCGUUGAGUGUGGUGAUGGCGGGCACGGGCCACCUGCCCACCUUCCACCUGCUGCAGUCGCUGUCGGCGCGGCGGCACCCGGCCCAGCACCACGUGCUGUCCAGCCUGGGCGUGGGCUACGGCGCCCACUGCGCGGUCAGCCUGGCUCUGGGCUUCCUGUUCAUGGGGGCGGGCACACACACCUUCUCCACCACCAACUCAUCCGUGGCAGCUCUGCUGGUGGCGCUGUUCCCAGUGCUGCCGCACACGCCCACAGACAACCGCUGCCACCUGCAGGUGUUCCGACACCUCUACGUGCUGGCGGCGCGGCGGCGCUGCCUGGAGGCCGUGGACGUGGAUUCGCAGCAGCUGGUGUACGUGCCGCUACAGGUGGCGCUACAGCCGCCGGCUACAGCCGCCGCCGCGGCUACAGCCGCCGGGAAGCACGGCGCCGCCGCGGGCGCUGCCGCCGGAGCCGCGGCGGCUGCUGCCGCGGACGGGCCGGCGGGCCGGUGCGGCGAGGCGGGCGUGCGCGGCGACCCCAUGCAGACGGAAGACGGCGGCGUGUUGCGGACCUCCUCCAAGGCCAACCUGCCCUGGACCCCUGAUGGCCAGCUGCGCCCAGGCCUGGGGCCCGGCCUCACGCCCGCCACCGCCACCGCCGCCACCACGACCACCACCGCCGCCACCCCCGCUGCCGCGACGCCGGGCCUACCACACAGUGCCGCCGCGCACACCGCCGCCGCCGCCGCCGCUGCCGCCGCCGCCACCACGACGCCGGCCAGCUCUCCCCCCAUGUUGGAGGCCCUGCAUCUGGAGGGCGACUCCCCGGGCCGCCUGCCGCCGCCCCACACAACCCAUCACGCAGCAGCGCUGCUGCGCGGCGGUGGCGCCGCCGCCGCCGCCGCCACGACAACGGCAUCUGGCGGCGCUGGCGGCGGCGGCGGCGGUAGUGCCAAGACGCCGCCGUCCGUCCACCUUGUGGCGGCGCUGCCCGGCGCCGCCGACGGCACCACGGCGACGCCACCGCCACCGCGGCCCUUCGCCAGCGCCGCCGCCCACGCCGCGCAUGCGGUCACCGCCACCACCACCACCACCACCGCCCCCGCCCCGCACGAGCAGCCGCCGCCUGGGGAGCAGCAUGACCAGCCGCAGGCAGAUGCGGCGGCAGCUGCAGCCGCAUCAACCGCUGUCGCAAACGCAGCCGCAAACGCAGCCUCCAGCUCGCCUCUGCCGCUGCUGCAUUAUGAGCGGGUGGCGCCGGCGCUGCUGCCGGAGCCGCACCAGACCGUGCGGCUGGCGGUGCGGGGGCCGCGCUACUGGCCGCAGCAGCUGGACUGGAGCUCACGUGGCGCCGCCGGCGUGGACGGCACCGGCGGCGGCGGCGGCGGCGUCACCGGGGCGGCGCUACUGCCGCCGGGAGCAGCGGGCACACAGUCGCAGGCGGUGGCGGCGGUGGCGGUGGCGGCGGCGGCGGCGGCUGCGCCGCCGCCUCCGCCCACGCCCUACGGCCUGUUCCCAUUCCACACGCCUCUGCCUGGCGGCGGCGCCGCCAGCGGCGGCGCCGCCAGCGGCGGCAUCGGCAUCGGCGGCGGCAUCACUGGCGCGACGCUGCCGCCACAGGCAUCGGCGCAGCCGCCGCCGCCGCACCCUUACGCGCCCGCUUCCUUCUCCUCCUCCGCUGCCGCCGCCUCGUGCCCCUCCGCCCUGGAGACGGUGUACCGGCAGCUACUGCUGUUUGUGAAGAAGCGCGCCGGCAGCCUCAGCUACAGCCAGGACCCCUCCGGCAUCCGCUCGUUGUUGUCGCGCGCCUUCCACAACCACCAGGGCUUGCUGAGGCAGGGCAUGCCGCUGGAUGCCGGCUCGCUGCCACUGCCCAGUCUGUCCGUGGCGACCUCAGGAGCAAGGGAUGGGGCAGCAGGAAGGGACUCGGUGGCGGCUUCGCCGGCGGCGGGCCGCAGCGCCGGCGGCGCCGUCUCACCGGGCAGCGCCGGCCGCGCGGCGCGGCGACAGCUGGAGUGGCGAGCCAGCGGCGGCGGCGGCGGCGCCGGCGGCGGCGGCGGCGGUCGGGACGUGGUCGAUGCCGCAUCGCCUGGCGGCGCCGCCCGGCGUAUGGAUCUUGACGGCGGCGGCCGCCAAGUCAGCCCCGACCGCCGACGGCCGUCCGCCGACGGCGGCGGCGCCGGCGGCGCCGCAGCUGCCGCCGGAGGCGGCGGCGCGGCCUACGGUGCCGGCAACGCGGCGGCGGCCGCAGACGCAGCCGCUGCAGGCGGCGGCGGCGAGGGCGGUUUUGACCUGGUGCACCUAUGCGCCACCUUCUCCGUGGACCCAUCCAUCAUGGCGUUCGCGCAGCAUAUCAAGGCCAUGCGGGACCUGUGGAUUGCGGCGGAGGCGGAGGCAGAGGCGGAAGCGGAGGCAGAGGCAGACGCGGAGGCGGGUGCUGCUGGAGGCAGCGACGGCAGCAGUAGCAGCAGCAGUGGCCUUCGGCGUGGCCUGUCGCUGCUUGCCGCGCCCAUGACAUCUGCGACUGCGGCGGCGCGGGUGGCGGGUGGCGGUGGCGGUGGCCGUGGCGCGGGUGCUGCAGCUGCGCCGCCGCCGCCGCAGCAGCAGCAGCAACUGCUGCAGCGGCGGCGGCGGCGUUGGCUGGCGGCGCGGCGGCGGCGGCGGCACGGGGCGGAGCUGCUGUCGUUCUGCUACAGCGCCCUGUAUGAGUGCAUUACGGGGGAGAAGACGCCCGCGCUGGCCAUGUACCUACACCUGCACUGCCUCGUCCACAGGGCGGCUGUAGCAGCCGCCGCCAGCAGCAGCAGCAGCAGCGCCAGCGGCGGCGGUGGCAGUAGCGACGGCGGCGGUGCAGGCCGCCUGUCGGCAUUCGCCGCCGCGGCGGCGGCGGCGCCGCUGCACGCCGGCAGUGUGCUUACGGCGGUGGCGGUGCCGCUGGCGGCGCCGCUGCGGGGGCUGCAGUUGGCGCGAGCCUACUACAGCAGCCCGCUGGCGGCGGCGGCGGCCGCCGCCGUCGCCGCCUCCUGCUCCUCGGGUGCGGAGCUGUUCUCGGACCCUGACGAGCAGGCCCUGUGGCGGCCGCUGCUGCAGCCCGCAUUCCUGGACAGCCUGUGGUGCGCGAUGCAGCACAGGCGCUGGCGCCCGCUGCGGCUGCUGCCGGCGGCGGCGGCCGCUGGGGCGCCGGCGGCGGUCCCGAUGUCUGUCCCGGGGGCUGCCAGCACCAGGGCUGAGGGUAGUGGUGGUGGUGGUAGUGGUGGCGGCGGCGCUCUGGGUGCGUACCUGCGGAAGGGUCGGAUGCUUGUGGCGGCGGACUUCGAGGCCGUUGCACCAGGCGUGUGUCGGCGUGCGAUCGAGCCCGAGCUGCAGGCGGAGCUGGGUCGCUGCCUGGCGCUGCACGGCCUGCCGCCGCUGGCGGACAUGGCGGCGGCGCUGGACACACUGCGGCAGCUGCCGGCUUGGCAGCAGGUGCGACAGCUCGCGGCGGCGGCGGAGGCGGAGGCGGCGGCAGCGAGUGCAAGUGCGCGUGCAGGAGUGGCAACAGCCGGACCCGGGCCCGGGGCAGGGAGAGGAGGGGAGGGGUUAGGGGGCGUGGGAGGCUCAGGCGCGGUGGCGGGCGGCAGUGGUGUGGCGGCCACGUGGGCGGUGCUGCCGCUGCUGUCGCUGGUGCUGCCGGGGCUGUCGCCGGAGGCGUUGCUGCUGCUGGGGGCCGCGGUGCCGCUGUGAGGCACGGCGGAGGUGGGGACGGCUGUGCAGUGCUGCGGAAUUCAGACCGUGUGUGUUGCCAGUGCUGUCAUGGGCACGUGUGUGUCUGGGCGUGUCUUGGUAUAAGGUAGAUGUCCGAGAAGGUCAGAGGCGCUGUUCUGACAGCGUGUCCCGAUGCGGCUUGAUUGAUUUGAGGCAUGGGCUGGGGUUGGCCUGUAAGAAUGUGAGCAA